Molecule: messenger RNA, 1382 nt
Organism: Ruditapes philippinarum (Manila clam)
Lineage: Eukaryota; Metazoa; Mollusca; Bivalvia; Venerida; Veneridae
Product: CUB and zona pellucida-like domain-containing protein 1
Exons: 6
Coding region: 212-1168 (318 amino acids)
Source: RefSeq, a predicted model, not a curated record
ACUAGUCUUUAAUAUUAUUAUCAGCUAUGGCGUGGCAUAUUCAAAUGCAUAUUAUGGUCAAGGAAGCGGUCCAAUCAUAGUUGAUGAGCUGGGAUGUUAUGGGUACGAGUCUGAUAUCAGACACUGUAUUUCGAGAACAUGGCACCAGCAUGACUGUGGUCACUCUGAAGAUGCAGGCGUUGAUUGUUCCGCGUAUUAUUACGGACAUGAAAUGACGACAAUGCCACAAUACGCGAACGGAACGACCUUUCCCUGGGUGAUGAGAACUACCUCAUAUCACUGGUGGACACAUUACACCACAUAUAGCCUAUAUUUUCAAAAUGCCAUAAACGUGGAUUGUAAUGAAUUCACGUGGAACAUACUGGUUGACAUGAAUAAACUAAGACAGAUAUUUCCCAACGCUAAAGGGUCAGAUAUUUAUCUUGGAGAAAAUAAAUGCACUGGGAUAGAGAAGAAUGGUCACCUGACAUUUCAACAGGGUUUAGACGAGUGCCUCACAAGCGGGAGGUUGCAACAUGGACGAAAUACAUACAACAACGAAUUGAUAUAUGCAGAGCAUGAUCCUGUUUACACGUUCAUCAUACGCCAUUACAACUGGACUGUUAACGUAGAGUGUGACGUCACUAGUGACGGAAAUGGUUAUGGGUAUGUUGCCAGCGGGACAAGCUCGCCCUCUCCGAGUCUCUCAAGCCCACAGUACCCGGUCAACAUUUCGUACUAUGCAGACCCAAACUAUAUGAAAGAGGUGUCAGCAAGUCCAUUACAUGUGGCUGUAGGGGCACAAGUUUAUGUCAAGGUCUUUACAGAGACAUACGACUGGAACGCUAGAAUGAGAGUCGUUUCCUGUUACACUAAACCCACCUACAAUGCGCCUGAUCAUACAAAAUACUACCUUCUCGAGAACGGAUGUGAAGUUGACACGAACACGCAUAUAAUUUCACAGUCCUCACACGAGACUAAAUUUGUCUUCGACAAUUUUGAGUACACAAGCAACCACGAGGGCAUCUACAUGUUUUGCGACACCAUCUUCUGCAACACGCAUGAUUACUCGGCAAAAUGUAGGCAGUCUUGCAACCCGGUAAUUCGGAGGAAAAUUUCUGUGGAAAAUGUACCGUCUGAUGAUAAGGAAGCUGAUAAGUCAUCGGAUGUUACUAAUCAGGAUUCUUAAAGAAAGCAGACGACUCUAGUGAUGACCCAAAAAUGAUUGAAAUAGAAACAUAAUUGAUUUUUCUUGAUAUGAUUUAUCGACGGGAAAAUUUUGAUUUUCUUGAGACUACUUGACAGUUACAAUGAACAUUUAUGGAAUUUAUCAGAUUUAGUUAUUCUUCUGCACAGAAUUUUGAAUAUGAUUUAUUCAAAUUACACUUGUAUCCCUAUUUCGA